UCGCAGCUACAAGGUCAGCAGCAGAAGACCAGCAAGACCGCGGCACCUACAUGGCGCUAGGUUAUGCUAGAAGACGAGCCUCUCCGCCGAACCGCGGGGAGUGAGAGAGGAACCGUCCACUCUCAAACUGCCAACAGCCUCACGUUACAACACCCCACCGCAUCAGCCAUCCUCAUACCCGCAGAAGGAACCUACGGAUCGCCCGGCUUGCAGCUUCAUAGGCAGCUUCCGCCCCAGUUCCGGUGGCACGUCAGCUAAAAGUCUCCUACGAUCAACUUCCGCUCUUCUGCCUAGGAACGGAGCCACAACACGGAACUGCUGUGCGGCGCGUGCGCUCCACUCGGCCGACUUAAAGGACUACCCUUUCCCGUUCCGGCUUGAGCGAACCAGGCUCGUGGGCCAGUGACACCCAGAAGUUAAGAGGUUUUUGGAACACGGGAGGUCGCGGACGGCUGCUCCGCGGCUGUCAUCAUGCCACAAAAUGAAUAUAUUGAAUUGCACCGCAAACGAUAUGGAUAUCGUUUGGACUACCAUGAGAAAAAGAGAAAGAAAGAAGGUCGGGAGGCCCAUGAACGCUCAAAGAAGGCAAAAAAAAUGAUUGGCCUGAAGGCUAAGCUCUAUCAUAAACAGCGCCAUGCGGAGAAAAUACAAAUGAAAAAGACUAUUAAGAUGCAUGAAAAGAGAAACACCAAGCAGAAGGAUGACGAGAAGACUCCACAGGGAGCAGUGCCUGCCUAUCUGCUGGACAGAGAGGGGCAGUCGAGAGCAAAAGUACUUUCCAACAUGAUUAAGCAGAAAAGAAAAGAAAAGGCGGGAAAAUGGGAGGUCCCUCUACCCAAAGUUCGUGCCCAAGGAGAAACAGAAGUAUUGAAAGUUAUUCGAACAGGAAAAAGAAAAAAGAAGGCAUGGAAGAGAAUGGUUACUAAAGUCUGCUUUGUUGGUGAUGGUUUUACAAGAAAACCACCUAAAUAUGAAAGGUUCAUUAGGCCAAUGGGUCUACGUUUCAAAAAAGCCCAUGUCACACACCCUGAGCUGAAAGCGACUUUUUGCCUGCCUAUACUCGGUGUGAAAAAGAAUCCAUCAUCCCCACUAUAUACAACCCUGGGUGUGAUCACCAAAGGUACAGUUAUUGAAGUGAAUGUGAGCGAGUUGGGCCUUGUGACACAAGGAGGCAAGGUUAUUUGGGGAAAGUAUGCCCAAGUUACCAACAAUCCUGAAAACGAUGGGUGCAUAAAUGCAGUCUUGCUGGUUUGACAGUGACAUCAUACAAGUCAUUCCACGCACUAUGGAAGACUACAUACUGUCAGGAAAACACCAUCACUGUGACCUUUCUGAACUACCAUGCAGCCUUACCCCAUGUGCAGUCAUCAAGAAGUAUUUAUUAAGGUGUAAAGGAAAAUAAAACACUGCCCUAUUUUACAGUUGGUCUUCAGUCUGGGGGCCUAAUGACUUACAUGUUAAUAAAAUUUAGUGACUGAGUAGCAAGUAUACAAAAGCAUACUAGUAUAUGCAGCAAUAGAGGUUCAUUACUUGAAAAGCUAUCAGUGUAGCUGAAAGUUCCUGUAAAGGUCAAGUAUUUCCUAUCUUGAUGCCAUUAAUCCUGAAACGUGGAACAUUUUAAACACAUGGUAGUGUUUAAAUUCAUAAAAUAUUACAUUAGAAGUCUGAGAGAAGGUAAAUUGGAUGAAAAAAUUUCAGGUCGUCACUUGUAAUUAAUGCUUCAUGUGGCACUUUCAGUGAACUCAAGUGUCCUUCCACCGUUUGCUAUAAUUUGCUAUAUUCUAAAACUAGGGAGUGCACUUAUUGAGAUUGGCUUAGAUAAUUCUUGACCAUGUACCAGUGACUUGAGAUGUGGCAGCUAAUUUAAAUUGAAGGUCGUGAUUUGGGGUUGUAACUUAAUCCACGUUCUUAAGAGUGUAUAUGAUAUUAAUCUGUAAUCACCAUAUUGCUUUAAAUUGUUUAUUUUUUUUAUAAAUCUACUUUCAUAACACAGGCAA
Molecule: messenger RNA, 1997 nt
Organism: Arvicanthis niloticus (Nile rat)
Lineage: Eukaryota; Metazoa; Chordata; Mammalia; Rodentia; Muridae
Source: RefSeq, a predicted model, not a curated record